Messenger RNA from Epithele typhae, 1038 nucleotides. RefSeq names its product glycoside hydrolase. Gene Ontology annotation, biological process: carbohydrate metabolic process. Gene Ontology annotation, molecular function: hydrolase activity, hydrolyzing O-glycosyl compounds. Bases 1 to 1038 code for a protein of 345 amino acids. The record is from RefSeq and is a predicted model, not a curated record. The transcript has 11 exons. NCBI's taxonomy places the organism in Eukaryota, Fungi, Basidiomycota, Agaricomycetes, Polyporales, Epitheliaceae.
AUGUUCGCGCUCUCGUGGCUGUUCGUUCUCUCCUCCGUCCUCUUCUUCCACGGCGCGCGGUCCGCGCCCUACUGCGCGCUCAAGGCGCGCGACGCGCCCACCGCCGUCACCAAGCGCGCGAUCCCCGACACUCGCUUUGUCGUCUACAGCGACAAGUUCGUGUCCGGCCUGACGGGGCCCCCGCCUGUGUCCGAAAUCCAGGGCUUCAACGUCUUCGCGCUCUCCUUCCUGCUCAUCUCCGGCCCUGCGGAUAAGGCGGUCGAGUGGUCCGCCCAGCUCACCGCCGCCCAGCGCUCGUCGAUCAAGGCCGAGUACGAGGCCGCGGGCGUGAGCCUUAUCGUGUCCGUCUUCGGCUCGACGGACGCGCCGACGUCGAUCGGCGCAGACCCGACCUCGACGGCAAACACGAUGGCCGCGUGGGUCAAGGAGUUCGGCCUCGACGGCCUCGACGUCGACUACGAGGACUUCAACGCGAUGGACGCCGGGGACGGCAAGGCCGAGGCGUGGCUCGCCACUUUCACGCGCCAGCUGCGCACCCAGCUCCCCCAGGGCCAGUUCAUCCUCUCGCACGCACCUGUCGCUCCCUGGUUCUCCGUGAACAGCCUGUUCUCCGCCGGGGCCUACCUGACGGUGGAUAAGACCGUGGGAAGCCUGAUUGACUGGUACAACGUUCAGUUCUACAACCAGGGUUCGACCGAGUACACGACGUGCACCAGCCUGCUGAACACCUCUGGCGGGAGCUGGCCCAAGUCGUCCGUGUUCGAGAUCGCGGCGGCGGGCGUGCCGCUCGACAAGCUCGUCAUCGGCAAGCCCGGGCUUUCGUCCGGCGACGCGAGCAGCGGGUUCAUCGAUCCCUCGACGCUCGCCGGCUGCCUCGCGCAGGCCAAGGCGAAGGGGUGGGGCGCUGAUCACAGCUCACGGUACUCGCGCUCUCCGCCGCCCGCCUUGCGACCUCAGACGCCGGCGCUAUGGUUGGGAGUUCCCCGACGCGGCGGCGUCGUGGAUCAAGACGGUCCGGUCUCAGCGUUCCCCGAGUAA